UGAUUUUGCUGUUUGCAGUGCGCUCAAUUUGAGUAAGGCGUUGCGACUUGCUCAUGGUAGUUGUCAUUUUCCGCUGAGCUCCGUCUUCUUUAAUUGGUCUUUCUCACAUAGUAAGUACUUUUACUAGUAAACAAGAAAUGGAUGGAAUCGUCACGUAUGAAUCCUCUUCCUCUGAUGAUGAAAUUCCCAAACAAGAUACUGCUCCAACACAACUUUUAAAAAGUAGUUUAAUUAAAUCCAUCGAUGUUGCGCCAGUUGUGGAACACAAGGAUGAGUUUCUAUCUCUUGUGCCUGUUGAUCCACAAUCUCAUGAACUUAUUCAUAAUCCUACUUAUGAAGAAUUAUUCGCACCAUCUUUCGGUCCAGUCAAUCCGUUUAAGUCUGAAAAACAAUUGGCUCCUAAAAAUACUUUAACUGGAUAUGUUGAAGAGGCUCACGUUAAUAAGUUUGCUUUUGAAAACCAGCAUAGAACUUUUAUGACUUAUGGUUACGCAGAAGAUCCUUCUGUUGAAGGAGGUGCUGAUCGACGUUUAGUUGGAGAGACAGAAAGCAUGACAGAAAAUGAAGGAAAAACUGCAUUUGAAAAGCGCCAGAAACGAAAAGGUGAUCUACGUAAACGUGAUAGUAAUUGGGAUCCAACGAGUGAAGAUUAUACUGGACCAUGGGCUAAAUAUAAAGAUGAAGUAACUGUUUCGGUUCCUUCUGAAGAGGAUCGUGUUUAUUUGGAAGCAUAUUUAGCAAAGAAAGCUAGCAAAAGAAAAGUUGUCGAAGAAGCUCCAAUUGAAGAAAAAUCUACACUGCAUAUACCAACACCAUAUGAUUAUCAGGGUAGAAGUUUCUUGCAUGCACCACAUGAUAUACCGAAUGUGAAUUUACGAGCAACUGAUCCACCAGAAAGAUGCUUUUUACCUAAAAGACAAAUUCAUGAAUGGAUUAGUGCACACGCACGUGGUGUUGCAGCAAUUCGCCUGUUCCCUCAUACUGGUCAUUUAAUGUUAUCUGCUGGAAUGGAUUCAAAGAUUAAGCUUUGGGAAUUAUAUAAAGAACGUCGAUUAAUUCGUAGUUAUAUGGGUCAUCGUCAAGCUGUUCGUGAUGUAUCAUUUAAUAGUAAUGGAACAGCAUUUUUAAGUGCAUCUUAUGAUCGUUAUGUAAAAUUAUGGGAUACAGAAAUUGGUAAAUGUACAAAUCAAUUCAAUUUAAAACGUGUUGCUUAUUGUGUACAAUUUAAUCCAGAUGAAGAUAAACAACAUUUAUUUUUAGUUGGUUGUGCUGAUAAAAAAAUAUUAUGUUAUGAUACGCGUAGUGGUGAAGUUGUCCAACAGUAUGAUCGUCAUUUAGGCGCCGUCAAUGCUGUUGCAUUUGUGGAUAAUAAUAGAAGAUUCGUUUCAACAUCCGAUGAUAAAUCGUUACGUGUAUGGGAAUGGGAUAUUCCAGUGGAUUUUAAAUAUCUUGCUGAUCCUUCUUUACAUUCAAUGCCAGCGGUUAGUGUUUCACCGAAUGGGAAAUAUUUAAUUUGUCAAUCUCUUGAUAAUCAAUUAGUUGUAUUUAAUAUAUUUGCUGGUUUUAAACGUAUGCGUAAAAAAAUCUUUCGUGGUCAUAUGGUGUCAGGUUAUGCAUGUACUGUAGAUAUGUCACCAGAUAUGCGUUAUGUAAUCUCUGGUGAUGGUGAUGGUUAUUUAUGUUUAUGGGAAUGGAAAACAACUAGAUUAUUAACAAAAUGGAAAGCACAUGAUGGUGUAUGUAUUAAUUGUGCAUGGUUACCACAUGAAACAUCGAAAGUAAUCACUGCCGGUUGGGAUGGAAAUAUACUAUCCUGGAGCUCAUGUGCAGCGUUGGCUUGUAAUAAGAGUUUUCCAAUUGCUCUAGGUGGACUGUCCGUAUCCACCAACUUGGUUAAAGAGUAG
Schistosoma haematobium is the source of this 1904-nucleotide messenger RNA. It is a transcript of the gene CDC40, whose product is annotated as pre-mRNA-processing factor 17. Lineage: Eukaryota; Metazoa; Platyhelminthes; Trematoda; Strigeidida; Schistosomatidae. The coding region runs from base 138 to 1904 and encodes 588 amino acids. The transcript has 11 exons. Gene Ontology annotation, molecular function: mRNA binding; protein binding. Gene Ontology annotation, biological process: mRNA splicing, via spliceosome. Gene Ontology annotation, cellular component: catalytic step 2 spliceosome. The record is from RefSeq and is a predicted model, not a curated record.